This is a messenger RNA of Bacillus rossius redtenbacheri, 730 nucleotides long. RefSeq lists its product as uncharacterized. Bases 1 to 453 code for a protein of 150 amino acids. The transcript has 4 exons. The record is from RefSeq and is a predicted model, not a curated record. NCBI's taxonomy places the organism in Eukaryota, Metazoa, Arthropoda, Insecta, Phasmatodea, Bacillidae.
AUGCGGCAGGAACUAACAUUUGUUUUUAAGUUGUUAUUGACAUUCGAACGUUUCCUGCGCCAUUACAGAAAAAUUCCUGUCUUCGACCAGUUGACUUCUCCCAAGCGGAAGUCAACAUUUUCAAAAUUAUCCGUGAGGACAUCGAAGGAGCGCACUAAACUUCUCAGACAUGGACUGCAGACCGUGCUGCCCUCCAGCCUGUGGACCGUGCUGCCCGCCAGCAUGUGGGCCCUGCUGCCCGCCGCCAUGUGGGCCCUGCAGCCCUUGCGGGCCCUGCCCCCCGCCCUGCAACCCCUGCUGCCCGCCCUGUGGCACCUGGGGCCCGCUGCUGACCGCCUCCACGCGCGACAUCAUGGUGUCCAUCUGCAAGCCCUACUACGGCAACAGCUGCUGCUAGUCCUGGAUGUCAUCUUGGCCGAGAUCCCAACAACAUCUGGGGUCUCCUGUCCAUAGACACCGAGAAUCUUUUGGAGUUGCUGACCGGUGUACAUAUUGAUUAGUUUUCCAGCUGUUUUCCUGAUCAUUUUGAUAUUGAUUUUAAGCCAUUAAGCGGUCUUUUUUUUCCUUUUGUUUGCCUUCAUCACUGGAGAUGAAAUUAAUAAAGUGAAUGACUUAUACCUAAAGUGAAUACAUUUUCUUUAUUGUCUAUCUCCAUAACAAACUUCGAAUGCAAGCUGGUAAAGGGUUAAAUUCUAAAUAAAGUAAUAACUUUACAUUAUGUGCAUCAUUA